AUGGCGACUAUGAUCGCUGCAUGCAAAGACACGGUGAACGUUCCAAAAACCAAGGAGACCUACUGUAAGAACAAGGAGUGCAGGAAGACACCCUGCACAAGGUUACCCAGUACAAGAAAGGCAAAAACAACAAAGAAGAUUGUGCUGAAGCUGCAGUGCCAGAGCUGCAAGCACUACUCUCAACACGCGAUCAAGAGGUGCAAGCACUUUGAGAUCGGUGGCGACAAGAAGGGCAAGGGAACUUCUCUGUUCUAA
This is a messenger RNA of Miscanthus lutarioriparius, 255 nucleotides long. The record is from the annotation of a GenBank genome assembly. NCBI's taxonomy places the organism in Eukaryota, Viridiplantae, Streptophyta, Magnoliopsida, Poales, Poaceae.